AUGGAAGCUGAAUCUCAACCAGUUUCUACACCAAACAGACACCAGUUACCAUUAAUCGCAGAUGUAAGACCUACGCCGAAACGUAAAAGAACUCUAUCACCUUCUGGCCUUAGUACCUCGCAAGAACCACUAUCCAUAAGCAAGAAACCUCACACUGAUAGACGUACUUUACCGUUACCAACUUUUACUGCAACUCCAUCCACACCAAUGACGACGCCAAGAUCGAACCCUGAAACACCGAAACCUCAACGUACCACUACUCGCGGCCGCUUAAGUUUAACCACCUCACCUCAUCUCCAGCCUGUAAACAUACAUGUGUACAGGUCAGGAAAAAAAAUCUGUAGAUUUGCCUUGAAAAAUCUGGAGAUUGGGUGA
Molecule: messenger RNA, 375 nt
Organism: Lottia gigantea (owl limpet)
Lineage: Eukaryota; Metazoa; Mollusca; Gastropoda; Lottiidae
Exons: 1
Coding region: 1-375 (124 amino acids)
Source: RefSeq, a predicted model, not a curated record